UCUUCGCCACCGCCCGUGCACACGCCGUCGAAACCGCCUACGGCCACAACGCACGCACGCCGCCGCGGAGGAAUUCUCGGCUCGCGCGCCUCGUCGCCGCACUCCCCCCUCCCCGUCCGCCCUGAUUGGCGUGAAGUGGGGUUGGUUGCUCUUCUCGGUCGUAGCUGAUUUCUUCGCUGGAUCCAUCCCGCAUGGUGCGGUUCGUUCUCCAAGAAGUUUGGGGACGCUAGGAGGCCGCCCAGCAGCCAUGAUGAUGUCCGACGACGACGACGCGGAGCCGCAGCUCAGGACGGUGCAGAGCUACUACCUCCUUGACGCGGCGGGUGAGCCCGUCUCCUUCUCCACCCUGCCGCUCCUGUUCGGGGACGCCGGUGACAACGAUGUUCCCGAAUGCAAGAAGAGGCUGGUGCUGCGGGGAACUGCUGACCCCGGCAUCAAGGUGUACAAGGAGGUGGUCGCCUGGAGGUUGGGCCUCGAGGGGAAGCAGCCUGAGGUUGCGGUGCUCGCAGCAGAUGGCGGCUGGAUAAACCUUGUAAAGCCAAAGAACAGCUAUGAGGAGACGGUGAGGACGGUACUGAUCACGGCGCAGAUGCUUCACUUCAUCAGGAGGAAGCCUGACGAUCCUGAGAAUAAUUUGUGGAAUCACCUUCGCAAAGUUUUCGACAAGUUCGAUGUUAGGCCCUCGGAAGAUGACUUCAGGAAUCACCACUCACUGAUUAAGCUGUUUGCUGAUAAGGAUCCAGCCUUAUCAAAGUCAGAGGUUUUGCGAGUACUUAUUGAAGCAAGGUCUAGGAAAAAUAUCAUUGAGGUUGGUGCAGAUAAUAUUGAGAUCAAGCAGCCGUUCAUUGCUGAUGAUGAGGAAAUAUAUGGGAUGGUUGCUGAUGACAAUAAUAAUGAAUCUGAUGAAGAAGAGGAUGAGGAUUUGUUUGAUUCAAUUUGUGCCAUAUGUGACAAUGGAGGAGACCUGUUAUGCUGUGAUGGCCCAUGUAUGAGAUCCUUCCAUGCAAAAGAAGGAACUGGUGAAGACUCCUAUUGUGAUACCCUUGGAUACACUGAGGCAGAAGUUGAGGCAAUGAAAAUAUUUCUGUGCAAGAACUGUGAGUAUAAGCAACACCAGUGUUUUAUCUGUGGAGUGUUGGAGCCUUCAGAUGGAGCAGCAGCGAAGGUAUUUCUUUGUAACAAUGCUACCUGUGGGCACUUUUACCACCCCAAAUGUGUUGCACAACAACUUCACCCUAACAACAGGAAUGAAGCCUCAGAAUUGGAGAAGAAGAUAACAGAUGGUUUUUCAUUUACAUGCCCCAUUCAUUGGUGCUUUCAUUGUAAAGGUUUGGAGGACAGAACGCAAGAACCUUUGCAGUUUGCUGUUUGCAGACGCUGUCCGAAGUCAUAUCACAGAAAAUGUUUGCCAAGUGAAAUUUCCUUUCAAGAUAUUGAAGAUGAGGACAUCAUCACACGGGCUUGGGAAUUAUCAAAAAGAAUUUUAAUAUACUGCAUGGACCAUGAGAUUGAUAGCGAGAUUGAUACACCUGUCAGGGAUCAUAUAAAGUUUCCAAAGAUUGAAAAGAUUGAAAAAACAGCAGAAUUUAUAAAGAAGAAAGCUAAGUCGCUGAUUAAGAAGAAAAAGAGGACUUAUAGUGAAUCGGUUCUUGGUCAAACAUCAAAAGAACCUGCGGAGAUGACAGACAAGGUUUAUUUGCAAGAAAGGGAACAAACCACCAGAAAAGUUCCUGUAAAAAUUUCGUCUGAGAACCUUGUUGAUAAACCUGAAAAGAAAAAAGCCAAGUUCUUGAAAGAGAAAAUACAGGUGAAAACACAUAUGGCCAAGGAUGGUUCUAUAAGUAGUCCAAAACCUGCGAAAGAGCAAGAACAAGAGAUUGUACCUUUGCCCUCAUCUGCUACAAGGAAGAUACCCCUGAGUUCAUUUCCUACAGUGGACAGUGAAACUGAAAAGAGGGUAAUUGCUUUGCUGGGAAAAGAAGUCUCUUCCUUGACACUGAAAGAUGUUUCAAGAAAGUGCAGGGUACCAUCAACUCAUGUAUACUCUGGCAGGCAAAUUGACAGGAUUAUUGCACAAGGCAAGCUUGAGCGUUCUGUUCAGGCUGUAGGAGCAGCUUUAAAAAAGCUUGAAAAUGGAGGCAAUAUUGAUGAUUCUAAAGCAGUAUGUGAACCUGAAGUUUUGAGACAGCUUGCAAGAUGGCAUAGUAAGCUCAGAGUAUACAUAUCACCUUUUAUUCAUGGCACACGCUACAGUUCUUUUGGUCGACAUUUUACGAAGGUGGAAAAGCUUGUUGAGAUUGUUGAUAAACUUCACUGGUAUGUGGAUUCUGGUGACAUGAUAGUAGAUUUCUGCUGCGGUGCAAAUGAUUUCUGCCGACUGAUGAAAGAAAAACUUGACCAUGUUAAGAAAAAGUGCCAUUUCAAGAAUUAUGACCUUAUCCAACCACAGAAUCACUUCUGUUUUGAAAAGAGGGAUUGGAUGACCGUGCAGCCCAAUGAGCUGCCUCGUGGGUCUCAACUAAUUAUGGGGCUUAAUCCUCCUUUUGGAGUCAAAGCAUCUCUUGCGAACAAAUUUAUUGAUAAAGCAUUGGCAUUUAAUCCUAAGCUCAUUGUACUAAUUGUCCCCAAAGAGACUAAACGGUUAGAUCAAAAGAAGACACCAUUGACACCAUAUGAUUUGGUUUGGGAGGAUAGUGAAUGUCUUGCUGGGAAGGUGUUUUAUUUGCCUGGUUCUGUAGAUCUGAAUGAUAAAACUGUUGAAGGUUGGAAUGCAUCUGCACCACCUCUCUAUUUGUGGAGUCAUCCUGAUUGGACAAAGAAGCACAAAAAAAUAGCUGAAGAGCAUAAUCACGCAUGUAUAGGGAAGAGAGCUUGCCAUAUUGAAGAGGUUAAUCUAUCAGACGAUCUUCUGAAGAAAGAAGCUGAAUCUUCUGACAAACUAAAUGCUAGAUCAGGGAAAGAGAAAGAGAAUACAGGAAAGAUGUCAUGCCAUCCCAAAGAGGAUAAUAUAUCAGAUGAUCUCCCCACGAGGAAACAAGCUGAGGCUGGCAGCAAAUGGAACUCUGGAUCAGGGAAAGAGAGAUAUAAUAUAGAUAAAACUGUAUGCAAUGUCAGUGGGGCCAUUCUGUCGGAUGAACGUCCUGCUAAGAAACAUGCUAGAUCUGAAGAAGAGAAAGAGACUCUAGUGAAGAAUGCAUUCCAUGUGAAAGAGGCUGAUAGGCGGGAUAACUUGUCUGUGAAGAGAAAAGCUGAAUCCACCAGGGAAAAAACCUCUCAAUCAGGAAAAGAAAAAGUGAAUGGCAGGGACGAAAGCAGGAGCUCAGAUAACUGGAGCAGGAAGUGGGCCCCUGAUCAGGUAGACAAUCUCCCUCCCGAAAAGCAAGUGGAAGUUGCGUACGAGGAAACAAAAGUUAUCCCAAGUAAAAAGAGUAUACACAAAGAACAAAGACUUGCUCACCGCGAAGAUGAAAGAAAUGCUCAUAGGGAUGAAUCCAAGAGUGCUCUGAACUAUGAGAAAAGAGCAGCUGUGAUGUCAAAUAUCAAGUUCAGGGAGGGAGGGGAUUCAGACAUGAGUAUCUCAUCCCCUGAUAACAGCAAUGCUCGAAGCAAAUCCAGGAGCCAGUCCCCUUUUAUACCAACUGAACACACCUUUGAGAGGAGAGCUCACCUGGAUAGCUACAUGAGCGGUCCUGCAAAAGAACCUUUUGUCUCUGCAUUGGAUAGAGCUACUUAUGAGGGCAGUUAUUUGGCAAGCAAUGAUGAAUACUAUGCACUUAAGAGGAAAAAUGAUCCUACUUUUUACGUUGAAAUUGAUAAUAGCACAAGGAAGAGUGGCUCCAACAUUGAAGACAUGACCAAGAUUUAUGGCUCUGCUCCAACUGGUGGUAUGUACAGUUUGCAACCUAGAGGAGAUGAUGGUAGUUUCUAUAGGCGGCAGAACUCAGAAGAGUGGAACACUAGUGUUUCUGAGAGGAGCCCAGUUGCUGACAUGCCUAUGCAAGGACACCUCACAAGGUAUGGUGGACAAGUUGGUGAUAGUUACCUACAAACUGGAAGGACCCCACCGGUCACUAGUGUUUCUGAGAGUCCAGUUGCUGAUAUGCUUAUUAUGCAAGGACACCUCACAAGGUAUGGUGGACAAGUUGGUGAUAGUUACCAACAAACUGGAAGGACCCCACCAGUCAUAGACUCGCAAGCACAACUAAGAAUGCAUGGUGCAGCCAGUGCUGAUGAUUACCUACAGACAAGAUACUACUCUCUUGGAUCUUCAGCUGCUAGAUUUGGCCAGCCUGCUUCUACUACUCACUCUUUUGGUCUCUCAGGUGCCAGUGCACCACGAGGUUCGGUUAUGGACAAGUAUGCGUAUGGGCUUUCGAGUCCAAGUGGACCACAAAACUCAGUUAUGGACAAAUAUACUCCCUCCCUCGACGGAACAAACAACAAGAAACCCACGAGCGUAUUGCCUAAACAGUACCCAUACGGAUGACCUGGCUCUUCUGGUGACGGGUGGCCUCGUAUCUGAUCCCUGAAGCUUCAAGUUCUCAACGGCAUGCAACUUUUGACCUGACCUACCGUGUGUACCAUGUUAACUACGUUAUUAUAAUAGAAUGCAGGUUGAGCAAACUCAGUCUCUUGAAGUUAAGGUCCCAUGGUAGAUGAUUUUGUUGUCGUUUCGACAAUGCUAGCUCAUCCAGUAUGCCCUUUUUUCUCUAGAUGUUAAGAACGAUUGGAUUGCAAAGAGUAGUGCAGACAAAAACAGAUUUGAACUCUUAUCUUUUCUCA
Phragmites australis (common reed) is the source of this 4782-nucleotide messenger RNA. Its product is annotated as protein ENHANCED DOWNY MILDEW 2-like. Bases 248 to 4486 code for a protein of 1412 amino acids. NCBI's taxonomy places the organism in Eukaryota, Viridiplantae, Streptophyta, Magnoliopsida, Poales, Poaceae. The transcript has 19 exons. The record is from RefSeq and is a predicted model, not a curated record.